AUGCAGACUCGACGGCGCGACAUUGCUUCGUUGCUGGACGAGAACAAGCGACUUCGCGUGCAGUUGAAGAGAUAUGGUAUGGCUCGGCAAGAGGCGGAGAGGCAGGUCGUUGAGCUUCAAGCCUACGCACACCGAGCAGAAACGUCGAUGGCGCAGCAGCUUCGACUAAAGGAGACCGAGUGGAUGGCCGAGUACGACCGCAGUGUGCACGCAUUACUGAAGAUCAUCCAGUACCAUGAGGACGAGAAGGCGCAGCUGAAGGCAGAGGUGGAGCAGUUGAGUGCAACGGCUGCAGUUGCUCCACCCUCGAUCACCAAGAUGACGCGAUCUACUCAGACGGAGACGUUCGAGCCGGCGAAAGUCGCAAUAAGGAGGAACAGCGUGCGUUUUGCAAAGGAGACAGGAGACAUGGCUUUGAAGAAAGAGGAUAAGCCUUUUGUCGACGCAAAGGUGAAGGCCAGUAUUGCGCGUAUGCAGCAACUGUUCGAGCAGCUCCACGUUUCCAGAGAUCCACAUGACAGCAAGUCUGUCAAUCGACCAAAGUCCGUUGGGGAUGAUGACGUUAAAUCAGGGAUAACACAAGUUGACAACGAGCACUGUUCUUUCGAACGAAGCUCCAGGUUCAAAGUUACUGUCCUAGAACGACUAGGAGAGCAUAAGACUGAGACUCGCACAGUACGACGACGAAAGACUGCUGCAAAUACAGCGUGUGAAGAUAGAAAGACUAUUGAAACCCAAACAGACGAAAUUUCGAGCCAAGAGAUGCCCUCGAUAAUACUUCGACAAGACCUGGAGGAGCGCAACCGAUUGCUGCACGAGCGGUUGGCGUCUCAACAGAGAGUAUUGGAUCAGCUGCUGCACACAAAGCUCAAGGACGUAAGUAGCUGCGCGGAGCAGAAUGAUCCCGUGUCUUCCACUCCGUCAUAUAUACCUGGAGAAUUUGCAGGUAACCAUCAGGUUGUUGGGGAGACCAACUGUGAAAACCGGAUACCAACAGAGAUUUCAGCGACGCAUCCAGAUAGCAAUGACGGCAUGAAUAUCGAGUCUGCUGAGAUAACUGAGCGGCGUCCAUUAUCUCCUCCCGCAGCGUGA
This is a messenger RNA of Phytophthora nicotianae INRA-310, 1092 nucleotides long. RefSeq lists its product as hypothetical. The transcript has 2 exons. Lineage: Eukaryota; Oomycota; Peronosporomycetes; Peronosporales; Peronosporaceae. The record is from RefSeq and is a predicted model, not a curated record. The coding region runs from base 1 to 1092 and encodes 363 amino acids.